Molecule: messenger RNA, 2099 nt
Organism: Mycotypha africana
Lineage: Eukaryota; Fungi; Mucoromycota; Mucoromycetes; Mucorales; Mycotyphaceae
Product: P-loop containing nucleoside triphosphate hydrolase protein
Exons: 9
Coding region: 23-1966 (647 amino acids)
Biological process (GO): cellular response to heat
Cellular component (GO): mitochondrion; cytoplasm
Molecular function (GO): ATP binding; ATP hydrolysis activity; protein binding
Source: RefSeq, a predicted model, not a curated record
ACUUUCUUUCGAUUUUCAUUGAAUGUUCAGGCCCAACUUACUAAAGACAAAGAUACCUGUGCGUGCUGCCACCGUUUCUUUUAUGAAACCCUCAUCGCGUUUAACGGUAGCACGAGGUUUUUCUUCGUCAGUAAAGCUUGCUUCCACCAAAACGGUAACAGCGGCAGCAGCCAGCGCAGUUAUUUCUCAACGACAGAAUAUUGGACGUUUCAGAACUCUGAGCAGUGUAUGUGCAGUACUCGCAACCACUGCAGUUUUAUAUGCAUCCAAAGAUAGCAAUGUUCUGGCACUUGAAGCCAAUGACUCCUUAGGUGAUGCCAUUUGCCACGCUAUUGUACAAAAUGACUUUAAAGCCCUGAAAAAGUUGGCUGAGGAUCCGAAUUUCACACCCAACGUUUAUCAUCGAUAUGGCUGGACGCCUUUGCAAGUGGCGGUUAUCCAGGAUAACGAACAAAUGGUACAGUUCCUUCUUGAUAAGGGGGCAGACCCCAACCUUCAGGAUCAAUAUUAUCCACGAUCACAUCAAGCAGCAAGCGUCCGUCAAGUGGAUUUCUCUGAAGAUUUGCUACCCUAUCGCGAUUAUCGAGAAUACACAGCCCUGCAUUAUGCAGUCAUUAUCUGCAAUCCAAACGUAGUCAAACUCUUAUUGGAACAUGUUGCUGAUCCUCUUGCACGUAACUCCCACGGUUUGACACCACGCGAAUAUCUUUAUUACGUAGAACGAUUUACAGGCGAGCAAAAUACAGAGAUUGAAGAAAUGUUACAUGCCAAAGAGCUAUCCUAUCCAAAAGAUAAAGCAGAACAUGAUGAGCGACAACGUAGAGAACAGUUUUUAAAAGAGAAAGAAUAUCGUAGAAAGCAUCCUUUAGAAGAUGCAUUAAAAGGGCGUAUAGUAGGACAAUUAGGACCUAUUCAUGCCAUUUCAAGCGCUAUUCGACGAAAGCAAAACGGUUGGCAUGAUGAGGAACAUCCUUUAGUGUUUUUAUUCUGUGGAUCAUCUGGUGUAGGCAAAACGGAGCUUGCAAAAGCUCUUGCACAGAAUCUACACGGAAAACAAUUGGAUAAGGGGUUCAUACGUAUUGAUAUGAGUGAGUUUCAACACAAGCAUGACGUAUCAAGAUUUAUAGGAUCACCGCCUGGCUAUGUCGGUUAUGAUGAAGGCGGUCAACUUACCGAAAAACUCAAAGAAUGCCCUAACGCUGUAGUCCUUUUGGAUGAAGUAGAAAAAGCACAUCCCGACGUAUUGACAAUCAUGUUACAGCUUUUUGAUGAAGGUCGUAUUACAGAUGGUAAAGGCACAACAGUAGAAUGUAAAGACGCCAUCUUUAUUAUGACUUCAAAUCUGGCACAACACGAAAUUGCAGAUGAAGCUGAACUCUUGAGACUGGAAGCUUCCGUCUCUUCUGAUGCGCAGACAACGGGUACUGCUACAGUCGUAGAACCUGCGAAGAAAAAUCGCAAUGACAACAAAGAGAAACCGAAGGAAGAACAAACACAAAUAUCUUUGUCACGUCAGUUCAUCGAGCGUACUAUAUAUCCUAUCCUGUACAAUCACUUUCAUCGUGACGAGUUUUUAGGACGUAUCAAUGAAGUGCUUUUUUUCCUGCCCUUCAGCGAAGACGAGCUGAGAGAAAUUACAUCAAGAGAACUGACCAGGUGGGCUGAUAAAGCUAGAACAAGACACGGAAUUACACUUACUUGGGAUCCAGAAGUAGUAAAUGUGUUGGCAGAAGGGUAUAAUAUUCGCUAUGGUGCACGUAGUAUCAAGUAUGAGGUAGAAAGAAAAGUGGUCAACUUGAUUGCAAAAGCCAAUGAAAAUGACGACGUUAUGGAUGGAGGACGUAUUCACGUAGUUGUGGAUAAACUGAUGGAUAAGAAGCAUCGCAUUUGUAAAAUCGAAAUUAUAGAGCGCGGUGGGGAUGAUUCAAAGAAGAACAAAGGCAGCUGGUUUGGUAUGAAGAAAUAGCCGCACAAAAGCCAAGACUUAACAAGCAUAGAUUAAUUUCCACUCUAUUAUGAUAAUUAUUCGUUAUUUAGAAUAACAGACACUACGUACUAUUCGUUAUACACCAUAAAUUAAUUACUCUGCAAGAGUUUUC